Messenger RNA from Vigna unguiculata (cowpea), 570 nucleotides. The record is from RefSeq and is a predicted model, not a curated record. NCBI's taxonomy places the organism in Eukaryota, Viridiplantae, Streptophyta, Magnoliopsida, Fabales, Fabaceae.
AUGGAGGGUUACCGUAGAUGCAACAACUGUGGCAAGGAAGGCCAUUUUGGGAAGGAUUGUCCCACUCUUGCUAGGGCAGCAGCAUGCCCUCCAGUUCAGGCUUCUCACCAACACCAGCGGAGAGAUAGAGGCAACAGGCCUCAAGCGACAGGCAGGGUAUAUGCCAUGACCGGAGCAGAGGCUGCAGGCUCAGGUAAUCUUGUUAUGGGACGAUGCAUGAUAGCGGGUGAAUCUUUGUGUGUACUGUUUGAUUUUGGAGCGACACACUCAUUUGUGUCAAUUGCUUGUGUGGAGCGUUUGGGUCUGUCGGUGCGCGAGCUACAGUGUAAACUUCCAGUAUCUACCCCGGCGUUAGGUCUGGUCAGGACGUCGUUCUUGUGUGCUAGGCUUCUAGUAGAGGUAGAGGAACGCAAGUACAAAAUAGAUCUGAGAUCGGGUUACCACCAGAUUUUAGUGAAGGCUGAUGAUGUGCAGAAGACGGUCUUCAGAUCCAGAUAUGGCCACUAUGAAACUCAGGAGGAGCACGCAGAACAACUGAGGUUGGUGCUUGAUGUUUUCAGAGAGAAGUAG